AUGGAUCAAGCAGCAUCUUGUCUUGCACAUAGUGGUUCAGCAAUGUUAAUUAGUUUUAAUCCAUUGAAAAUCGAAGACAUAACUUUACCAGUUGGUUGUGCUUUUGUUGUAACACAUUCCUUAACUGAAGUUAAUAAAGCGGCAUCAGAUCAUUUUAAUACACGUGUAUCUGAAUGUCGAUUAGCGACUCAAAUAUUAGCUCAUGCAAAAGGUCUUGAUUGGCGUUCAAUUCGUAAACCAUAUGAAUUACAAAAUGCUCUUGGUUUUACAAUAAAUGAAUUGGAAAAAUUUGCAAUAGAUACACUUCAUGAAGUACCUUAUACACUUGAUGGAAUAGCUGGUUUAUUAAAUGUAACUGUUGAUGAAUUAAUUAGUAUUAGUUUAAAAGCAAAUAUAAAUCGGAAACAAAAAUUUGAAUUAUGCAGACGUAUAAAACAUGUUCUUAGUGAAGCUAAUCGUGUUUUACUUUUUAAACAAGUAUGUGAUUCAAAUACACACGAUCGUCUUGAAACACUCGGAGAACUAAUGAAUCAAAGUCAUAAUAGUUGUGCGAGAUUAUAUGAAUGUAGUAGUGAUGAACUUGAUCAAUUAACUGAUAUAUGUCGGUAUGUAUAUUCAUUUUUUGCUUCUUAGUGAGAGAUACUUAGGGAUAUCCAAAAGUAGUGACAGUAGUACUUUAAUUCCUUAUAAAAAGCUUGAAGAAACUUUUUCUCUGGAUGGAUUGAUAGUAAAAACGAUGCUCUAUUUUUCUGUUAUAUGUGAUGGUUAUACUAAUGCCUAUUUCAACAAACGGUGGAGCGAAUAUUUUUUGAAUAACUUCUGAUAGAAACAAGAUAGAGAGUUGCUGCUUUCAUCGUUCGAAAGAGGAGACAAAGAUGUAUCGAAUCGU
This is a messenger RNA of Rotaria sordida, 889 nucleotides long. NCBI's taxonomy places the organism in Eukaryota, Metazoa, Rotifera, Eurotatoria, Philodinida, Philodinidae. The record is from the annotation of a GenBank genome assembly.